AUGUCUCUCGAUAUCAUUCCCAUCACGGUGGAUGCGGAGACCGUGCUUCGAAUAGAGCAAAGUGGUCAACCACUCGUUGUGUAUGACUGUAAAUUACAGGUGUCUGCCCACCUACGUAGACACGGCAUCACUGGUCCGGACAGCGCCAUUACAACUUGUACAUGGGACGGCUGCUACAAGACACUCAAGAAAGGGAGUAUGGCAAGACACAUCCUUACUCACCUCCGUGUCAAGUGUCGUUACGACCUUUUUCGUGAACAUGUGAAAUCCCCAGGGCCAUGCCAUCUGGCAAUCGCCGAUACCGUUCCCGGACCUGGAGGACUUGUUAUAUCCCCUAUGAGUUGGGUUGCUGAUCCGAAUCACAUCCAUGCCAAGUCUCCUGAUAGAGCAAUCACUAGUGUUAGAAUGUGUCAUUCAAGACGAGUCAUCGACGAGAAUAUUAUGAUCAAUGAGGAUCUCGAUUGGAUAGAUAUAUGCGAGCUCUGUCGUACUUUGAACGUUAACGAUAGAACUGUGAACCAAAAGCGGAGGAGCCACGUCUGGCAGGCAAAGGUGGUUGAAGAGUCCAGUGCGGAGCGAGAUGCGGAUGGAAAUUUCUGGGGAUAUAAUAGUUCACGAGUUUAUGCUCUGAUGACCGCUUCGACUGUAUGGGUGAACAUCAUGUCGGACGUGGAUUGGGAAGGUACGGAUGUGGGGGACUCGUUGAUGGAAGCUGUGCGGCCUGUUGGUCUUUCUGACUUUCCGGACUUGUCGAAAAAGAGCAAAGAGAGAAUGAAGAACAAGUUUGGCGGUGGUGAUGAAGAGACUCUAGUAAAUGUCAUCUCGUUCGAGAAUACGGCUGAGUUUUCAUUGGGCUUGUAUCGAGAAUAGCUGGGGUGAUCGGCUUCUGUCCCGGGUGUCGAUUGCCUGGACGCAUCAGUCAAUCAGAAAUGAGACAUUAUACUCGGCCAUCGCGUUCAGUACUUACAUAACUAUAUACGACACCGCACUAAUAAUACUCGGUUUAGCUAUGCAAACGUUAAAGCCGUUCAUGUCAACAUUGGAUUGCGAUUGCGAUUGCUUAGGACUCU
Suillus plorans is the source of this 1070-nucleotide messenger RNA. RefSeq lists its product as uncharacterized. The record is from RefSeq and is a predicted model, not a curated record. NCBI's taxonomy places the organism in Eukaryota, Fungi, Basidiomycota, Agaricomycetes, Boletales, Suillaceae. Bases 1 to 870 code for a protein of 289 amino acids. The transcript is spliced from 7 exons.